AGCACAGGACAUGAGUGUGUUGACAAGAAUGUUGCAGUGCUCUCUCUUCAUCAUUCUCUCCAUCUCAUUUAAAGCACCAGCCUUUCAUUUUUGGUUUCCUGGACCUCCUGCAGCCUGCAUCAGCAUCAGCUGACAGUUCAGUCUCAGCAGGUUUCAACGGACAUCAGGAUAUUUCAGCUAUGGAGAAGAGCUUUGGUUCCCGGCGUCAUGGCAGCCUGAGUCCUGAGGGGAUUCUGAGGGAGAUCCAGGUCAACUUGCUGGAGUGUAAAGUCUGCUUUGAGAAGUUCAGCACUGAGCAUAGGGAGCACAGACCACAGAACCUUUCCUGUGGCCAUGUACUCUGUCUGGAAUGCAUCAAAGCUCUGUCCCACCCUCUCCUGAGGAAGCUGGAGUGCCCGUUCUGUCGACAGCUGUGCAGCGUUGACAGCACCUCCCACUGCCAGGCUCUUAGUGACCUGCAGGAGCUGCUGUUGUCCCAGAGUCACACAUCCCUUGCUCCCCCUCACAGCGCAAAGGCAGGCCUUGGCUUGGCUGCAGGUCUGACUUCCACAGCUCUGCACCUCUGCACAACUUUUGGAGGGUGGGGGACUCUUAUCAACCCCACUGGGCUAGCUGUUUUUGGUUCCUCAGGGACAAUAGUGGUGGUGCAUGAUGGAGAGAACAGGGUGGUGGUGUUCAAUCCCCAGGGCAGGAAGCUGCACAGUUUUGGGCGAAGAGGACGUGCCAGUGGGGAGGUCUGUUUCCCGGUGGAUGUGGCAGUGACUCCCUGUGGUCAUGUGGUGGUGACUGAUGCAGGGGAUAAAGCUGUGAAGGUUUUCACCUCCAGGGGGAACCACGUGUUGACAGUCAAAGACUCUCUCCAGAUGCCGUGGGGUGUGGACACGGACAGCUGUGGGCACAUCCUGGUCUCAGACGUCCAGGCCGGCACUCUGUCCCAGGUAAAAGUUGGCUAUGCUCAGGGUGUCACUCUGAAGCAUCAAACAGCCAUUACAGACCUGCAGCGUCCAAAAGCAGUGGCUUGCUGUUUGGUGACUGAAAACACUGCUGUGAUGGAGCAUUUAUCUGAUGACACAUAUCCACCAGGGAAGCUCCAUCACACGAGGCUGAGAGUAUUUACAAAAGACUUCCACUCCCUUUAUCAGACAGACAGCUUCAGCCUCACCCUGCAGUCCACAGUGAGGCUCAACAUGUCAAGCGUGGCCUUUGACAGAGAUGGAGAUCUGAUAGUGAUGGACUCCAAUCAGGGGAUGAUUUGGAGUUUGGGGAAGCUCCAGAGUGGCCCAGCCCUGACACCACUUGUGGGAGACCACCUCAUCCGCCCAGCUGGACUGGUGUCAUUGAAAAACACGCUUGUCAUUCUGGACAGUGGAGACCACACAGUGAAGAUAUAUUCCACUAAUUCUGAUGCUGGACCCAUCAUAUAGCUCAUGUGCAAUCAGGCCUACAGGAAACUGAAAACUUAUCAUAUAAAGUGAUCUGAUGACCUAGCAGUAUUAUUUGUGUCAAGUCUUACAUAUAAAUGACAAAUGUGAAUAUAAUAAAACCAGUGAUAUAGGCCUCUGUAUGUUUAGUCAUGCUCAAAUCAGUUUAUAUGCAUAUUUACGACAGCUGUGCAAUGAUUA
This is a messenger RNA of Epinephelus lanceolatus (giant grouper), 1622 nucleotides long. RefSeq names its product E3 ubiquitin-protein ligase NHLRC1-like. Gene Ontology annotation, molecular function: ubiquitin protein ligase activity; protein binding. NCBI's taxonomy places the organism in Eukaryota, Metazoa, Chordata, Actinopteri, Perciformes, Serranidae. Gene Ontology annotation, biological process: proteasome-mediated ubiquitin-dependent protein catabolic process; protein polyubiquitination. The record is from RefSeq and is a predicted model, not a curated record.